AUUUCAUCACCGCACAGCAAUAAGAAAACCAGAGCGCGUCUGUGCUUAAGUUGUCCGGUGGUGAGGUUUCAAGUUUAGCAGUCAAACAGAAAAAUAUUCGGAGUCUUAUAAACAAGAAUGGUAAACCAAGUUUCAAUGAUCGUUGCAAAGGAUUUAUAAGAGUUCAUUGUACAAGUGGUAAUAAAGAUUCUUUCAGGAAGCUGUGCUGUGAAUGUGCAUGCAACACAAAAACAUACUUUUUUCAUAGAGGACGCAGCGUGACGGAACCGGCAAGUCCCUUGACCCAACGCUGAUCAUGUAAAGGGCCUGACUUUUUCCUUCUACAAUACUAUCUUUUUAGUUUGCAGUUGUUUGGAUCGCCCUGUUGAUUCGUCUGUUUAGAGUUAUCUACAGAAAUUCAAAGACACUGUCUACCGAUUUCGUCUUUGUCGGUCCGGCAACACUGCAAUAAAUCUAACCUGACAGUCCUGACACCUAACGUUCAAAGCUCAAAGGCCUUUGACGUUUGCCGAACUAUAUAAACAUCUGGAUUCUCUUUAAAACCCAUUGAAUUUUGUAAAAUGUAUCUAAGAUGUUUACUAAGUUGAGCAAUGGUUUCGUUCAAAUUUGUGCGAGACAGUAUUUGAACAAUGUCAGUAGGACGCUUUCGAAUGUGCAAUCAAAACGUGCGGUCGAAAAAGAGAAGAAACUGAAAGCGGAACAUCUUGUAAGAUUGUUGAAUAUACAAAAAGGCGAUGCGUUAAAUAUCGUAUCAAAGUCGAGUAAACUUUCAAAAGUUGAUGCAGUUAGUAUUGAGAAAAAUCACAUGAUAUGUCUUUCAAAUGGAGUAACAGCAGACAGAUUGCAAGCAUGUCCACAUAUUCUAGCAGUGUCAGACCUAGUUGAAAAAAUUGACCUGUUGCAAAGGUUACCGUAUAACCUGGAUACGACUCUUCCGUUAGUCAUGAUUCCUUCUAGGACGCUGAAGAGAUUUAUACUUAAAGAAGACGCACCAAAAAGGAUAAAGUUCCUGUCAGGACUUUUCGAUGUGGAUGAGGAACAACUAUGUGAACAUAUCGCAAAAAGGCAUUUUUUGAUUACAUUGAAAGAAGAGCAAAUAAAAGAUACAUUUAAUGUACUCUUAGAUUUCGGAAUCAGCAAAGAAGAAAUAAAAAACGAUUUGUGGGUGUUGAAGUAUAGUACAGAUGCGGUCAAAAAUAGAUUCACCACAGCCAAAAAUAAUAACGUUGAUAAAGUGAAAACAUGGAUGGUUAGAGCAAAACCAUUCAUUUUUGAUACGUAUUUAAGGCGGAGAUCAGAAGACAGAUCGAUUCUUGGUCAUAAUUCUUUAGUAGAAUAUUUGUCAACAAAACUGGAGUGUAGUGAGGAGAUGGCAAAAAAUAUCAUUUGCAAACAACCCGCAAUACAACACAGCAGUUUAAAGAAACUGAAUUACAAGAUAGAUAUUUUGUUAGCCAAUGGCUUUACGGCUGCUCAAAUAUGCAAAACACCGAAACUUUUAUUACACAGUACGGAAACUAUUAUGACUAGAUUGAAAAAAUUGCAGGCUCUCGGAACACGUUUAGAUUUUGCGACAGUGCUUAUAAGAAGUCGGAAACAGUAUGUGUCUUUUUAUGAAUCCUUGAAAGCUAAAUAUCAACCAACUACAGAUAAUAUAGAAGCUUCUAAAUGAAUGUACUCUUUUAUUUGAAACGUCAACCUACUUUUAGAAUAGCGCAAUAUCGAUUUCAAUCAAUAUAUUUUCAAACAGAAUUCCCCCAGAACAAGCGCAAGAAUCCCCCAGAUUUACAACUUUUUCAAAUUCAUAUUCCAGUAGUCGGCUUACCAUUACACAAGUAUAAAGUGUUCUAAUAAAUAACUAGAAUCCUAAAUACAAACGAUC
Acanthoscelides obtectus is the source of this 1882-nucleotide messenger RNA. Lineage: Eukaryota; Metazoa; Arthropoda; Insecta; Coleoptera; Chrysomelidae. The record is from the annotation of a GenBank genome assembly.